Thamnophis elegans (Western terrestrial garter snake) is the source of this 2403-nucleotide messenger RNA. RefSeq names its product diacylglycerol kinase beta (gene DGKB). Gene Ontology annotation, cellular component: plasma membrane. Gene Ontology annotation, biological process: lipid phosphorylation; diacylglycerol metabolic process; intracellular signal transduction. The record is from RefSeq and is a predicted model, not a curated record. Gene Ontology annotation, molecular function: calcium ion binding; ATP-dependent diacylglycerol kinase activity. NCBI's taxonomy places the organism in Eukaryota, Metazoa, Chordata, Lepidosauria, Squamata, Natricidae.
AUGAUGAACCAGGAGAAGUGGGCUAAUCUGAGUCCUUCGGAGUUUUCUCAGCUUCAAAAAUAUGCAGAAUAUUCAACAAAGAAAAUUAAGGAUGUUUUAGAAGAAUUCCAUGGCAAUGGUGUGCUAGCAAAAUAUAAUCCUGAAGGGAAGCAAGAUAUUCUUAACCAAACAAUUGAUUUAGAAGGUUUCAAGUUAUUUAUGAAGACCUUUCUUGAGGCUGACUUACCAGAUGAAUUUUGUGAACAUCUCUUUGUAUCUUUUGGGAACAAAGUUCCUCACAUCAGACCAUUGGUAAAGACUAAAUCACCAUUUCUUCCAGGAGGCUUGCGAAUUGCUAAAAGCAUAACUACACAUCCUCAACAUCUUUCCACAAUUCAUAUACCAGAAGUAAUCCAGUUGAAAGAUAUUGUUUGCUAUCUUUCCCUUCUUGAAAGAGGGAGACCUGAAGACAAACUAGAAUUUAUGUUUCGCUUGUAUGACACAGAUGGAAAUGGCUACCUGGAUAAUUCGGAACUUGAAAACAUCAUUACUCAAAUGAUGCAUGUUGCAGAAUAUCUUGAAUGGGAUGUCACUGAACUCAGUCCAAUUCUUCAUGAGAUGAUGGAAGAAAUUGAUUAUGAUCAUGAUGGCACAGUUUCCUUGGAAGAAUGGAUUCAGGGGGGAAUGACUACGAUACCACUUUUAGUGUUGCUUGGAUUAGAGAAUAAUGUGAAGGAUGAUGGGCAGCAUGUAUAGAGACUAAAGCACUUCAACAAGCCUGCCUACUGUAAUCUCUGUUUGAAUAUGCUCAUAGGAUUAGGCAAACAGGGUCUCUCUUGUUCCUUUUGCAAGUACACUGUCCAUGAGCGAUGUGUCUCAAGAGCACCAGCAUCUUGUAUCAAAACAUACAUGAAAUCAAAAAAGAAUACUGAAGUUAUGCAUCACUUUUGGGUGGAAGGAAAUUGUCCAACAAAAUGUGAUAAAUGUCAUAAAACUAUUAAAUGUUACCAAGGACUGACCGGGUUACAUUGUGUGUGGUGCCAAAUCACACUACAUAAUAAGUGUGCUUCACAUCUAAAGCCUGAAUGUGAUUGUGGUAUUCUGAAGGACCACAUUCUACCGCCCACUUCAAUCUGUCCAGUAGUAUUGACUCUACCCCCUUUAGGAGUUUCACUUCCUGAGGAACGCCAAGCAACAAUGAAAAAAGAAAGAAGUAGCUGUCAACAAACAAACAAAGCAGCUGAUCAAAGCAAGGUGCAGAGAGCAAAUUCUCUCACUAUUGAUGGUCAAGGCCUUCAGAUCACACCAGUUUCAGGUACUCAACCACUUCUAGUUUUUGUUAACCCUAAAAGUGGAGGAAAACAAGGCGAAAGAAUUUAUAGGAAAUUUCAGUAUCUUCUGAAUCCUCGUCAGGUUUACAGCCUUUCAGGAAAUGGACCAAUGCCAGGAUUAAAUUUUUUUCGAGAUGUUUCUGACUUUAGAGUAUUGGCAUGUGGUGGUGAUGGAACCGUAGGUUGGAUUUUAGACUGCAUAGAGAAAGCAAAUUUGAUUAAGCAUCCUCCUGUUGCUAUUCUGCCUCUUGGAACUGGGAAUGACUUAGCCAGAUGUCUGAGAUGGGGAGGAGGAUAUGAAGGGGAGAAUCUUCUCAAGAUUUUAAAAGAUAUUGAGAACAGUACCGAAAUCUUGCUGGACAGGUGGAAGUUUGAAGUCAUACCUAAUGAUAAAGAUGAAAAAGGAGAUCCUGUGCCUUACAGCAUCAUUAAUAAUUACUUUUCAAUUGGAGUGGAUGCUUCAAUUGCUCACAGAUUUCACAUUAUGCGAGAAAAACAUCCAGAGAAGUUCAAUAGCAGAAUGAAGAAUAUUUGGUAUUUUGAAUUUGGCACUUCUGAAACUUUCUCUGCUACCUGCAAGAAGCUGCAUGAAUCUCUGGAAAUAGAAUGUGAUGGAAUUCAGAUAGAUCUGAAUAAUAUUUCUCUGGAAGGAAUUGCUAUUUUGAACAUUCCAAGCAUGCAUGGAGGAUCAAAUCUUUGGGGUGAGACCAAGAAAAGGCGAAGCCAUCGUCGAUUUGAAAAAAAUAGGGCAGAUAAAAGGAUCACAGUUACAGAUGCUAAGGAAUUGAAGUUUGAAUGCCAAGACCUAAGUGAUCAAUUGGUAGAAGUGGUUGGCCUGGAAGGAGCCAUGGAAAUGGGACAAAUAUAUACUGGACUGAAAAGUGCAGGAAAACGCCUUUCUCAGUGUUCUUCUGUUGUCAUUAGGACUAGCAAAUCUCUGCCUAUGCAGAUUGAUGGGGAGCCAUGGAUGCAAACACCUUGUACAAUAAAAAUUAUCCACAAGAAUCAAGCUCCAGUUCUGAUGGGGCCUACUCCGAAAACUGGCUUCUUCUCUUCCUUCAUUAAAAGAACAAGGAACUACAGCAAAGAGUAG